Ostertagia ostertagi is the source of this 420-nucleotide messenger RNA. NCBI's taxonomy places the organism in Eukaryota, Metazoa, Nematoda, Chromadorea, Rhabditida, Trichostrongylidae. The record is from the annotation of a GenBank genome assembly.
AUGAUGUCAGGUAGCGGCAUUACUGGUCUUGCAGUGGCAUUAUUUUGGUUUCUGGCUACGGUCGCCUAUUUCUGGGGACUUUUUGUUACCAGCAAAGCCUUGACCUACAUAACAACGCACUACAGGUUACCCAUUUUGUCUAUGUUUCUACCUUUCAGGGGUUACGAUGAUGUUGAUCCAGACCGUGUGCAGUUCAUCGAGCAAAUGCUUCGAAACAUGAUCGACGAAAUAAAGCAAAGAGAGCUCGACAUUGCUUCUGGAGCUCUGUUGUCAGAGACAAAUCCGACUGGAGAAGCGGAAGCUGAGAUUACAGCAAGGAGUGCGCCCGAGGGAGGUCGAACUCCUUCUUUCUCGAAGGGGAAACGACAUGGUGCCACUGGAUCAGUAAUGAUCGUCGAGUCGCUGCAGAGUGAUGAGUAG